This is a messenger RNA of Chaetomium fimeti, 7567 nucleotides long. RefSeq lists its product as uncharacterized. The record is from RefSeq and is a predicted model, not a curated record. The transcript has 5 exons. Lineage: Eukaryota; Fungi; Ascomycota; Sordariomycetes; Sordariales; Chaetomiaceae. Gene Ontology annotation, biological process: secondary metabolite biosynthetic process; fatty acid biosynthetic process. Bases 1 to 7296 code for a protein of 2431 amino acids. Gene Ontology annotation, molecular function: phosphopantetheine binding; fatty acid synthase activity; oxidoreductase activity.
AUGGCUGAGGGCGCCAACAAGGAGUGGGCGAAGGACCACGAGCCCAUCGCCAUUAUUGGCCUGAGCUGCAAAUUUGCGGGAGAUGCCGCCAACCCCGAGAAGUUGUGGAAUAUGCUGGCCGAGGGCCGCGAUGCCUGGUCCGAGAUCCCGUCUACGCGGUUCAAUGCGAAGGGAGUUUAUCAUCCCGACGCCCAGAAGCUCAGCACGACGAACGUCAAAGGCGCCCACUUCAUAGAAGAGGACAUAGGACUGUUCGACGCCGCCUUCUUCAACUACUCGGCCGAGACGGCGGCGGCGAUGGACCCUCAGUACCGGAUCCAACUCGAGUCUGCCUACGAGGCCCUGGAAAACGCCGGCCUUCCCAUGUCGCAAAUUGCGGGCUCCAACACAUCCGUAUACGCGGGCAUUUACUCGCACGACUACCACGAGGGGCUGAUCCGGGACGGGGACAAGCUGCCCCGAUUCCUACUGAUCGGCACCAUGUCCCCAAUGGCAUCCAACCGCAUCUCGCAUUUCUUCGACCUCCGCGGAGCCAGCAUGACAGUCGACACAGGCUGCUCAACAGCACUAGUGGCGCUGCACCAGGCGGUGCUGGGCCUGCGGGCGCGCGAGGCGGACACGGCCAUUGUAGGCGGGUGCAACCUGAUGCUGACGCCGGACCUGUUCAAGAUGUUCUCGUCGCUGGGCAUGCUGGGCCCCGACGGGCGGUCGUACGCCUUUGACGAGCGCGCCAACGGCUACGGCCGCGGCGAAGGCGUCGGCACCAUCGUCAUCAAACGCCUCAGCGACGCCCUCGCCGCGGGCGACCCCAUUCGCGCCGUCAUCCGCGACACCUACCUGAACCAGGACGGCAAGACCGAGACCAUCACCUCGCCCUCCCAGGCCGCGCAGGAGGCCCUCAUCCGUGAAUGUUAUCGCCGCGCCGGCCUCAGCCCGCAGGGCACGCAGUACUUCGAGGCGCACGGCACGGGGACGCCCACGGGCGACCCGAUCGAGGCGCGGGCCAUCGCGGCCGUGUUGGGGGCGGGCCGGACCGACAAGCUCCGCAUCGGGUCGAUCAAGACUAACAUCGGGCACACUGAAGCGGCGUCGGGGCUGGCCGGCCUGAUCAAGGUGGUGCUGGCUUUGGAGAAGGGCCAGAUCCCGCCGAGCGUCAACUUCGAGAAGCCCAACCCGAAGCUGAAGCUGGACGAGUGGGGCCUCAAGGUAGCGACCGAGCUGGAACCGUGGCCCGAGACGGGCGGCGAGCCCCGUCGUGCUUCCGUGAACAACUUUGGGUAUGGCGGAACCAACAGCCAUGUCAUUCUCGAGGAUGCCAGGCAGUGGAUGCAAUCGAAACCCGUCAAGGCGGGCCCCGCCACCCAGGCCGAGGACCGCAGCGACGUGCUCCUUUUCUACGGGCGCGACGAACAGGCCUGUCAACGCAUCGUAGCCAACACCCAGGAGUACCUGCGGAAGCGCAAGCGCGAGACCCCGAACAUGGGAGCCGGGGAAGUCCUCAUGCUGAUGAAGAGCCUCUGCUGGACGCUCAGCACGCGGCGCAGCCGCUUCCCCUGGGUAUCGGCACACGUGGCUACAUACUCAGACGACCUGGACCAAGUCGUCCGCAGCCUGGACGCGCCGCAGUUCAAGCCUGUACGCAUGCCCUCGCGCGCUCCGCGCAUCGGCAUGGUGUUUACGGGCCAGGGCGCGCAGUGGCACGCCAUGGGGCGCAAGUUGACCCACGUGUUCCCCAUCUUCCGGUCCACGCUCUACGCGGCCGAGGGUUUCCUGCGCGGGUUUGGGGCUGGCUGGUCCCUUACGGAAGAGUUGGGGCGCGACGCCGAGACCUCGCGGGUCAAUACCACGGCGCUCAGCAUCCCAGUGUGUGUCGCGGUGCAGAUUGCCCUGGUGCGUUUGCUCCGGUUCCUGGGUAUCUCGCCGACGGCCGUCACGAGCCACUCCUCGGGCGAGAUCGCGGCCGCGUACACGGUAGGGGCCCUGACUCUGCGUCAGGCGAUGGCAGCGGCCUAUUACCGCGCUGCGAUGGCGGCGGACAAGAGGCUGAUGAACGGAUCCGGUGGUGGGCCGAAGGGUGCCAUGGUAGCCGUCGGGGUGGGAUCCGAGGCGGCGCAGGACUUCCUGGGCCGGGUCACCAGCGCUAACGGCAAGGCGGUGGUGGCUUGCAUCAACAGUCCCAGCAGCGUCACCAUCGCGGGCGACGAGGCGGCCGUGCAGCAAAUCGAGGAUCUGGCCAAGGGAGAUGGUGUGUUUGCCCGUCGCCUGAGGGUCGACACGGGUUACCACUCCCAUCACAUGAUGCCCAUCGCUGAGCCCUACCGACAAGCUCUCCGCGAGGCUCUGUCUAGCAACCAAGGAAACGAGGACGAGAGACAAUUUGACGCCGCAGGAAUUCCCGAGGGCGCGCCCUGGGCCGGGCCAUACCGCGCAGCGCUGAGUGCGGCUCUCGAGGCUGAAGCACAAACCCUCAACACAGAAGGAAGCAUCGCCUUCUCGUCACCGGUCACCGGUGGGCGGAUCACGCGGCUCGAACAGCUCGCUGACCCGGAGCACUGGGUGGGGAGCCUACUACAGCCGGUCCAGUUCGUCGACGCCUUCACGGAUAUGGUGCUCGGGGACAUGGACGAGUCGGGAACCAGCGUGGACGUGAUCCUCGAGGUCGGCCCACACACGGCGCUGGGCGGGCCCAUCAAGGAGAUCCUGUCGGAACCCGAGUUCGAAGGCCUCGAGGUGGGGUACAUGGGCUGCUUGGUGCGCAACGAGGACUCGCACGACAACAUGCGGGCGGCGGCGCUGAACCUCCUGCGCAAGGGGCUGCUGAUCAACCAGGCCAAUCUCAGCUUCCCCUGGGGCCGGUGGCCCUUCCUCACCGAGUCGGGCUACACGCGGCGUGUCGAUCCGGAAGACCUGUUCGCCGACCUGCGCAGGACGGGCGUGAACCACGGGCCCAUCUUCCAGAACACCACCAGCAUCGUGCAGGACGGCAAAUCCAAGGAGCCGCGCUGCGUGACGACCAUCGAGGUGGCCGACGUCGGCGGCAACCACGUCGUGCACCCCACCACGCUGGACUCGGUCUUCAUUUCCUCGUACGCGGCCCUGUCCGGCGUGGGCGUGAGCGACGACAGCGCCAUGGUGCCGCAUUCCAUCCACAAGCUCUGGGUCUCGGGCCGCAUGACCACGACGACGGGCCACGCCUUCGCGUGCCACACCACGGUGCCGCGCCAGGACGCGCAGAGCUGCGAGACGGACGUCUCCGUGGUCGACGGCGCCGAGGCCGUCAUCGAGGUGCAGGGCUUCGUGUGCCAGUCACUGGGGCAGGGCGCAGCCGACGCCGAAGACAAGCGGCCGUGGACGAAAGAGCUCUGCGCCAAGGUCGAAUGGGCGCCUGAUCUCGCCCUCUCCCUGGGGCUGCCCGGCGCAAUGCCCGCUGUGAAGAAGCAGCUCAGUGUGUCCCAGGAUCUGGGUGCCGCAGACUGGGACGUGCUGAUGGCCCUGCGGCGCGUGUGCGUGUACUUCUGCCACGACGCAUUGCAGGUGCUCACCGAGCAGGACGUGGCUCGUCUCGCGCCGCAUCAUGUCAAGUUCCAUACGUGGAUGCGGGACACGCUGGACGCCGCCGCCUCGCGUCGCCUGGGCGCCGAUAGUCAUACUUGGGCAAGCGAUGAUGCGGAGAGACGCCAACAAUACACGACCCUGGCGGCUACGAGCGUUGACGGUGAGCUCAUGUGCCAGCUCGGCCCGCACUUUGUGCCUAUCAUGCGAGGCGAGCGGGCGCCGCUCGAGGUCAUGAUGGAGGGCCAGCUGCUGUACAAGUACUACGCCAAUGCCUUGCGGUUUAGGCCUGGCUUUGUCCAGUUCGCCGCAAUGUUGCGUGCAGUCGCCCAUAAGAACCCCCGUGCGCGAGUCUUGGAGAUCGGGGCCGGGACGGGAGGCGCAACGCGGUAUGCGCUUUCGACAUCUAAUCCGGACAAGGAGGUCGGGCCGCUCUACGAUACGUGGCAUUUCACCGACGUUUCCUCAGCUUUCUUCGAGGCAGCCCGAACCGAGUUCGCCGCCUGGGGCAACUUCAUGGAGUUUGAUCAGCUCGAUAUCGAGCGGAGUCCCGAGUCGCAGGGGUUUGAUCUGGCAAGUUACGACAUCGUCGUCGCCUGCCAAGUACUGCACGCAACAAAAAGCAUGGCUCGCACCAUGGAUCAUGUGCAUAGGUUGAUGAAGCCCGGGGCUACCCUCCUCCUUAUGGAAACAACGCAGGACCAGCUCGAUCUCCAGUUCAUUUUCGGUCUGCUGCCCGGCUGGUGGCUGAGCGAGGAGCCCGAGCGCAAGACCAGCCCUUCCCUGUCCGUUCCUCUGUGGGAGAGGGUUCUCAAGGGUGCUGGCUUCAGCGGCAUUGAUGUCGAGAUUCGCGACUACGAAAACGACGGCGACAUGUAUGCUAUCAGCAACAUGUUGUCGACCGCGUCUGCGCGGUCGUUCAAGCUGGCCUCGGACAGUAUCGUCGUCGUCACGAGUGACAAGGCGCCUCCUCCUCGGGACUGGCUUCAGUCUCUACGGCAGUCCAUCGCCAAGGUCACCGGGGGCGCUCUCCCAGCCGUCCAAGCCCUUGAGGCACGUUCCGCCACGGCAGACACAUAUAGCACCAAGAUCUGCGUGUUUGUAGGCGAGAUAGACCAGCCUGUGCUACAUACCCUCAAUUCCGCCGGCCUGCAGAGCGUCAAGAACAUGGCGACGGGCUGCAAGGGGCUUCUCUGGGUGACGCGUGGUGCAGCCGUCGAGUGUGUAGACCCGAACAAGGCCCUCGCCACCGGCUUUCUGCGCAGCCUGCGGAGCGAGUAUGUCGGGCGCCAUUUUCCGACCCUUGACUUGGAUCCGCACACGCCCACGUGGUCCGAGGCGGGCAUCGCAGCCAUCGUACACGUGCUCCAGGCCAGCCUAGGCACCCCCGACGACGUCUACUCCAUCAUGGCGGAGCCGGCGCCCGUGGACAACGAGUUUGCGAUGAGGGACGGGCUUCUUCUGGUGCCGCGCGUGUCCAAGGAUCUGGUGCGUAAUAAAAUGCUGACGCCCGAAGCGCCGGACUGGGCCAUACCCGACUCCAUCCCCGAGGAACCUCUUUUCCAGGACCAACGCCCGCUGCGCUUAGAUGUCGGGAUCCCUGGCCUGCUGGACACCUUGGCGUUUAACGACGACGAGGAGGCCGGCUGGGACGCUGACACGGUGGAGAUAGAGCCGCGGGCGUACGGCCUCAAUUUCCGCGACGUCAUGGUGGCUAUGGGCCAGCUGCGCGAGCGCGUCAUGGGCCUCGAAUGUGCCGGCAUCAUCACACGCGUGGGCAGCGAGGCCGCGGCGCAGGGUUUCGCAGUCGGGGAUCGCGUCAUGGCUUUGCUUCUUGGUCCCUUUGCCAGUCGCGCCCGCGUUAGCUGGCACGGCGUCGCACCUAUGCCGGACGGCAUGAGCUUCGACGACGCCGCGUCGUUGCCCAUGAUCUUCAGUACUGCCUAUGUUGGUCUUGUCGACGUGGCGAACCUGCGGCCCGGCCAAUCGGUCCUGAUCCAUGCUGCAGCAGGCGGUGUCGGACAAGCAGCGAUUAUGCUGGCCAAGGACUACCUCGGUGCCGAGGUAUACGCCACCGUCGGGUCCCAGGAGAAGCGCGAUUUGCUUAUACGCGAGUAUGGGAUCCCUUCUGAACGUAUCUUCAACAGCCGCGACGCGUCCUUUGCACCAGCUGUCCUAGCCGCUACUGGCGGACGUGGAGUAGACGUGGUCCUCAACUCGUUGGCCGGCCCACUCCUGCAGGCUGGUUUCGAUGUGCUUGCGCCGUUUGGCCACUUCGUGGAGAUCGGCAAGCGAGAUCUGGAAGGGAACAGCUUGCUCGAAAUGGCCACGUUCUCGCAAGUAGCGUCCUUCACGUCGCUAGACAUGAUGUCGUUGCUACGCAAGCGCGGAGUCCAUACGCACCGGGUGCUCAGCGAGGUGGCACGCCUCGCGGGAAGAAAGGUCAUCGGACCGAUCCACCCGGUCACCGUCUUCCCCAUGCGGCAGGUGGCGAGGGCUUUCCGGCUCCUCCAGACUGGUAAACACACGGGCAAGGUUGUGCUGUCAGUAGCACCGGACGAGCAGGUCAGGGUGCUCCCAAGAGCCCCGGCGCCGAAGCUGCGGCCCGGUGCAUCCUACCUGCUCGUCGGUGGCGUUGGGGGCCUCGGCCGAUCCAUUGCGCAUUGGAUGGUGGAUCACGGGGCCCGCAACCUCAUCCUGCUGUCGCGCAAUGCCGGCAAGCAGAAUUCGGGGCUUUUUAUCUCGCAGCUGCGCAAAGCCGGCUGCCAUGUCGUGGCCAUCAGCUGCGACAUAGCUAACGAGCAAGCUCUGAGGAGGGCCCUCGAUAGAUGCAAGAGCGAGGAGGGACUACCGCCGAUACGGGGCGUCAUCCAAGGCGCCAUGGUGCUAAAGGACUCUAUCCUUGAGCAGAUGACGCUGGAGGAUUGGGAAGCGGCAAUCCGGCCCAAGGUCGCAGGCAGCUGGAAUCUGCACUCGAGCUUCUCGCAGCUCGGCUCGCUCGACUUCUUCGUGAUGCUCUCGUCGCUCUCGUGCAUCCUCGGCUUGGCUAGCCAGACCAACUACGCGGCGGGCGGAUCCUACCAGGACGCGCUAGCGCACUGGCGCCACGCCUCUGGGCUGCCGGCCGUCUCGAUCGACAUUGGUGUCGUCAAAGGCGUCGGCUUCGUCGCAGAGUCCCGCGCCGUCUCCGACCGCGUACGCAAGCCCGGACAGAUGCUGUUGCUGCCCGAGGACGCCGUGCUCGGGGCCAUCUCCGCUGCCAUUCUCCACCCCCUCGACCAUCCGCAGAUCCUGCUCGGUUUGAACUCGGGGCCCGGGCCGCAAUGGGAACCCGCCAGCGAGGCUCAAAUUGGCCGUGACGUUCGUUUCGUUCCCCUCAAAUACCGCAGGCCACCGGGAGCCCAGGCGGCAGGUCAACAGCUUGGAGAUAGCGAUGUUAAACCCCUCUCCAUGCAGCUGCAGGAAGCUGGCUCGCGUGAGGAGGCGACACGGCUGGUGGGCGACGCGAUCGCCACAAAGCUAGGGGACAUUUUUAUGAUCCCCAUCGAUGACAUCGACCUGGCUAAGUCGCCCGCCCUGCAUGGUGUCGACUCACUCGUGGCCGUGGAGCUGCGUAACAUGUUGAUGCUACAAGCGGCGGCGGACAUUUCCAUUUUCAGCAUCAUGCAAAGCGCAUCUCUGGGCGCUCUGGCGAGUGAUGUGGUGACGAAGAGCGCGCAUGUUGAGAUAGCCGUGGGGGCAUAAUUGAUGGAUUCCAAUUGGCGUGGUGAUGGUGCCUGAAGUCUUGGAAGGGCUGAGCAAGAUAGUCGGCGAUUUUGAACACGAGUACUUCGUACCCCUUGGAAAAUAACAACUGUGCGUUUUCGAUUUGGGUCUUUCCAGGGUUUGACAAGUGCGCAGCAAUCAACAUGAAGUUCGGUUUUUCGUACGUCCGCGGUGAAAGAUAGACGCAAGCAACGCUUCCGAAAAUAAGCGUGACGCGACUGGAAGUGCCAAGCACCACGGAAGCUUGAGG